Pararge aegeria (speckled wood butterfly) is the source of this 1936-nucleotide messenger RNA. RefSeq lists its product as uncharacterized. The transcript has 13 exons. The record is from RefSeq and is a predicted model, not a curated record. The coding region runs from base 1 to 1839 and encodes 612 amino acids. NCBI's taxonomy places the organism in Eukaryota, Metazoa, Arthropoda, Insecta, Lepidoptera, Nymphalidae.
AUGGGGCUCACAAGUAACACCGGAUUAUUGGCUAGUGUACAAGAAAAAUGUCUAUUCCCGAUUAAGAAUAACCAUCAAACAGAGCUGCGAUGCGACGUGGCCCCAGCGCCGUUCAUGCUACGGCCUUACGCGGGUCUCUACAACCCCUUCUCGCACUCCUGCUCUGUGCUCUGCAACCAUCCAGCCGACAAUGCGGCCCGGGAGUUCGUCAAGAAGGCCAAGGAUGCUUGGCUCCUGGAAGGCAAAGGUCACAUGUUCCAAGAGGACCUAGCAAAGUUUCAAGAUCAUCAUGAAAAGGAAAAGAACAGAACGCCUCACGACAUCGUCACAGAAGAUAUGUUUCGAAGAUACACGGAAACAGACUCCCGUCCUCUGACACCAGCCCCAACGCUCGCCAGUGGAAAAUCCAGGGGAUCACGAAGAUGCUUAACACCUGACCAACCCCAUCAAAGAACUACCAUUGUGCUUGACUUGAGGAGAAGUCAUAGCCAGGAAACCUUGUACUACCAUGGCUAUGGAACUUCGGAGAUGACAGUCGGUCAAUCUCCAAGUGUUAACGAAAGGUCUCUCCCCUCACUGAAUCUCUCAGGCAGCGCUCACAACCGUCUUGUGAACGGCCAGUGUGAGCAGCUACCACCUUUGGCCUCGCCUCUCGUCCUGGCAAAGAGGACGCCUAAAGAACCUGUUAGUGUAAGAACUGUUAAAAAGAAUCAACUUAAAGCCUUAAAUCUGGGUAAAGUUAUUAAGAAUAAAAAAACCGACGCACCGGUAUCACAAAGAUCACAGGACAAAGAAGAAAACGAGGGUAGUGAGCAAAAUAUUGAUGAGGGAGAUGGUGAAAUUCGUAGGCGUGGUAAACGCCGUCGGAAAGGAAGGACUGGAGGUAGCGAUCGCAUGACUUCAGCUGGACUGGCAGCGCAGGCGCAACAAGAUCCUGAAACACAAAUUGCAGGAAUCGUGACGGACUCCCAGAACCCCAGCUCAAGGGGAUCCGUGGCUCAGGAGGACGAGGAUGAUAUUUUACUGCCGGUAGUCAAAUCUGUUACAGCUAGGAAGACUGACUCCUUCCUGGAUGACGAAAUAUUAAAGUAUUUGCACAGGGAGGUCGAUGAAGACGCUAUCGAAACCGAAUUUGAUACCAAGAGACGAUACGUACUAGAGGAAGCUUAUAGGACUCGGCCCGAGCGUCAAUACGGAGUGGAAAUGCAGACUCUGCUACGCGAAUACCGAGUCCCAGCUGUCAGUCUGGGUGAUUGGCUUCAUAUACCACGAGUGUUUUCGCGGCAGAAUGCUCAAUUCAGCUUGCCUUUGGACUCUAAUGCCUUAGAAACAUUAAAUCCAAUGAAUUACGCUGCAAGAUACGUUACAGUGAAAAAAUCAAAACAGUUGCUAUAUUUAACAGUGUUAAGAAAAUUUCUGCCAAGAUGUUACAGGAUGCCCAUAAAGGAAAUUCAAGAAGGCCUAAUCCUCAUGAUGGGUGGCAUCCUAUCCUCGGAGCAAGCUAAUCAUUUCCAGGUUAUAAUGGAAUGGGGCCAAUACGUGGAAGACGAAAACAUUCCAGACGAGAUCAAACUUACAUUACUCGAUACUGGUUUCCGAAAACCCGUGAUUAUUGAAGGAGGCGAUUCUGGCGAGCCACAAGGUAGCACUAUAAAGUUCAGAACUUGGUGUGGACUCUGCGCAAUAUGCGAACGAAUGUACGGAAGGUUCCCGCCCAGAGAUAAAGACCCGCCGGAUGGUAUGGAACUUAGCGACUUUACCAUGAUAGAAACUAGACUCGCUGUUCUCAAAGUACACAGCGGAUUAAUAGAAGUUCUGAAUACGAUAAGAACACGAUGAAGAUAUUGCUUUCUUUUUAUACUUAGUUUGAAUAGUGUUAAACUUGCUUUACAGUUUGAUUGUGUAUUUUAUAUUAUGCUCAAGUAUGAUAUUUUUA